Molecule: messenger RNA, 539 nt
Organism: Chinchilla lanigera (long-tailed chinchilla)
Lineage: Eukaryota; Metazoa; Chordata; Mammalia; Rodentia; Chinchillidae
Gene: Rps27l
Product: ribosomal protein S27-like
Biological process (GO): translation; ribosomal small subunit assembly
Cellular component (GO): ribosome; cytosolic small ribosomal subunit
Molecular function (GO): structural constituent of ribosome; RNA binding
Source: RefSeq, a predicted model, not a curated record
CCGCUCUGCCCCGCCGCCUCUAUCCCGGAAGUUGUGCCUGGCUCCUGAUCGCGUGCGCCCCGCCAGUGGUGUCGGUGGUUGGAGCUGUCGGGCCGGCUUGCGAGAACAUCGCCAUGCCUUUGGCCAGAGAUUUACUGCACCCUUCCUUGGAAGAGGAAAAGAAAAAACAUAAAAAGAAACGGCUAGUUCAAAGUCCAAAUUCUUAUUUUAUGGAUGUAAAAUGUCCAGGUUGCUACAAGAUUACCACGGUUUUCAGCCAUGCUCAGACGGUGGUUCUUUGUGUAGGUUGUUCAACAGUUUUGUGCCAGCCUACAGGAGGAAAGGCCAGACUCACAGAAGGUUGCUCAUUUAGAAGAAAGCAACACUAAUGAGCUAUACAACUUUCUGAACUUGUUUUUUUCACAGAAAGCCUUAUCAUAAGUUCAGUAAUUGUAAUGAAUCUACCAAGAUAAUGUAAUUAUGUUUGAUUUUGUAAGGUGCACAGCUUUGAUCUCCUAUUUUGAUGGCAGUUUUUCAAUAAAGGUUUGAUUAUGGACAAA